UAGAAAACAAAUGGUCAUUGUAGUAUCAGCCACACGGACCAGUUCCAUUUCCGGCCAAAAUCCCUGAACAUUAAAAGUUUAUUUUUUUUGUGUUGAAAUUUGAAACUCUACCAUUCUAUUCAGAAACCGCAUCUCAUAUUCACUACACCCACUUCUAGCAACGAACUCUUGCAUAUCAAACCCCAUAUUUUGCCCAAAUGGAAAUAAUUUCUAUAUGGGUAGUAUUUGUCACAACCCUUUUCCUCCUAAACAUGACCAAUUGUGUGGAGGAUGAGGUGAAGAGAACACUUAUACAGUUUCUGGCUCAAGUCUCAGGUAAUGAUGGCCAGCAGAACUCCACUUUGAUUUGGAGACAAGACUCUUCUGAUCCUUGCAAGGAUCUUUGGCAAGGUGUAUAUUGUGAUCCUCAAAACAUGUCCAUAAAGCGGUUGCUACUUGACAGGCUCAAUUUGUCUGGAAAUCUUGGUGUCGCUAUGCUUUGCAACUUGCAGCCCCUGGCUGCAUCUCUCGCCUUUCUUAGCCUAGAUGGUAACAAAAUUAGUGGGGUGAUAGCAUCUGAGAUUGGAAACUGCAAACAACUCACUCACCUACACCUUAGUGGAAACAAACUUACUGGAGACAUUCCUAGUUCACUUGCCAUGUUAAACAAUUUGAAGAGCCUCGACAUUUCGAAUAAUGAGAUUUCGGGACCUUUGCCAAACUUGUCCAGAAUCUCAGGUCUGAACAUGUUCCUUGCACAAAACAAUCAUCUUAGAGGAACCAUACCGGCCUUUGAUUUCUCCAAUUUUGACCAAUUCAAUGUCUCCUUUAACAAUUUUAGUGGCCGCAUUCCAAAAAACGUGUAUGGCUAUUUCUCUGCUGAUAGCUUCCUUGGUAAUCCUGAACUAUGUGGAGAUCCGCUACCAAAAAACUGUUCUGAUCAGUUUAUGUUUCUUAGUGAGACUCAGGCAAAAGAAGAAUCAAAGGGUCCUUCUAAGCAGCAGAUUCUAAUGUACUCGGGCUAUGCUGCUUUGGGUGUUAUCAUUGUCCUUUUUGUAGUCUUAAAGCUGUGUAGAAGAGAGAAGGGAAUUGAAGCAUUGAAAAACGGGAUAGGGGCCACUGAUGGUGGUGGUAUUGAAAAGCACAGCAAUGUUUCAAGUGAAUACAAAGAUGAGGUAAGCAGAUCCGAGUUUUCAGUGGCUUCUGAAAGUCGGAUGGUUUCACAAUCACUCAUAGUUCUUUCAAGGCCAGCAGCAAUUGAAUUGAAAUUGGAGGACUUGUUGAGGGCCCCUGCAGAAUUGAUUGGCAGAGGAAAGAAUGGAAGUCUUUAUAAGGUGAUACUUGACAAUGGGAUAAUGGUGGUUGUGAAAAGGAUCAAGGAUUGGACUAUUUCAAGCCAAGAUUUCAAGCAAAGAAUGCAAAUACUAAGUCAAGCAAAGGACCCUCAUGUAUUGUCACCUCUUGCUUUCUAUUGCUCCAAACAAGAAAAGCUUUUGGUGUAUGAAUAUCAGCAGAAUGGAAGUUUAUUCAAGCUUUUACAUGGUACUCCAAAAACCUUUGACUGGACCAGCAGACUUGGGAUAGCAGCUACAAUUGCUGAGGCUUUAUCUUUCAUGCAUCAAGAGCUAGGCCAUCAUGGUAUUGUUCAUGGUAACCUGAAAUCCUCCAACAUUUUGCUAAACAAGAAUAUGGAGCCAUGUAUAAGUGAAUAUGGUGUUAUGGGUAUGGAUGAUCAAAGAGGUUCCAUUUUUGCCAGUCCUAUUGAUGCCGGUGCAUUAGAUAUCUUUAAGGAAGAUGUUUAUGGCUUUGGUGUGAUUCUACUUGAAUUGCUUACUGGUAAGUUAGUGAAGGGCAAUGGGAUUGACUUGACUGAUUGGGUUCAGUCAGUUGUCAGGGAAGAGUGGACAGGUGAAGUCUUUGACAAGUCUCUAAUAUCCGAGUAUGCAAGUGAGGAGAGGAUGGUCAAUUUGCUUCAGGUGGCUAUAAGAUGUGUCAAUCGUUCACCACAGGCUAGGCCAGGCAUGAACCAAAUUGCUCUCAUGAUUAAUACUAUCAAAGAGGACGAAGAAAAAUCCUUGAUCUAUGAACUGUGAUUUAGACUAUGAUCCAAAGUGCUUGUGCUUAUAAAAGGCAUAUAAAUCAAACAAGAAGCUAGUGGAGAGCCUCUUUCUCUAUGCGAAGUUUUCUUAUAUCUAUGCCCCAGGAUAUUGUUACAAUUAGAAAUAAAUUUCUAAUGUAACUUCACUUACUCUUUAUUCACACAGCGAAAGAGGAAAUAAACUAAAGAACUUUUAUUUUCUGCCUA
Molecule: messenger RNA, 2284 nt
Organism: Glycine soja
Lineage: Eukaryota; Viridiplantae; Streptophyta; Magnoliopsida; Fabales; Fabaceae
Product: probable inactive receptor kinase At2g26730
Exons: 2
Coding region: 198-2072 (624 amino acids)
Biological process (GO): protein phosphorylation
Molecular function (GO): protein kinase activity; ATP binding; protein binding
Source: RefSeq, a predicted model, not a curated record